This is a messenger RNA of Cucurbitaria berberidis CBS 394.84, 1938 nucleotides long. RefSeq lists its product as uncharacterized. The record is from RefSeq and is a predicted model, not a curated record. Lineage: Eukaryota; Fungi; Ascomycota; Dothideomycetes; Pleosporales; Cucurbitariaceae. The transcript has a single exon. The coding region runs from base 1 to 1938 and encodes 645 amino acids.
AUGGGCAUCAUAUUCGCCCUUUUCCAACAUUUUCUAUACACCUAUCUUCACCACCGGCACAUCGAAGACGAGAACAAAAAGUUUCGCUGGGUGCUCUACGGCCGCGCACUCGCCUUCCUUGCGAAGGUUGCCUUUGGCGGAUGCGUAAUUGUGGUCUUUCGGCAGCGGAUCUGGAGGACGUUCAGGGAGCGCGCGUUGUCGGUGCUGAGCAUUGAUCAGCUAUUCGGCGCCACUGAAGAUCCAUCACUCUUUAUGAACUGGGAAACGGUGUCGAACGCUCCCAUUCUUGUCACAAUCGCCUUGGUUAUUUGGAUCAUUCCUCUGGCUACCAUCAUCUUCUCUCCCGGUGCGCUCACAUUCGGCAACUACCUGGAGAAAGAGACAAUAAACCGCAUGGUGCCUACCAUCAACUUCAAAUCCGAGUCCAACAAGGAUUGGCGUAAUCCAGUCAAGAUGGCAGAUGGUUCCAACAGAAGAUCCGUCAUGUUUUACAAUACGACAGAUAAGUCAGGUACGCAGCCUGGAUGGUUUGACUACUAUGAUCAACCCUCUGCGGAACUCAGACGAAUCGCGCUUUUGCUCGCAUACAGCAAUAUGGAUCGUCCCAAUAUUCAACAAGGUGCUCGGCAACAAAUCUGCGGAGGCUCAAACAAUGGAGGAGCAUUCAAUUGCAGCUACGAACAAACUUUCGUCGGACCCGGCUACCAGUGUUCAGAGGUUGCAAGUGGCUAUGGCGAUACGGGAAGAUUGAAAGAGUAUGGUGCUCCCUUCAACAUGAGCGAAUUGGCUCCCGAGGGGCGCUAUGUAUACUACUCGGAAGUCGAUCAAGGAGCCUACGUGCGCCCGCAAGCUGGCACGUUUCUCAAAGGGCCCGGGGGUAUUCCAGUAGGCGACCCGGACCCCAGCUUAGGUGUUUUCAAAUCGGAGCCUGUGCUAUGGGUUGGUUACUCGGUGAACUCGACGGAGCCGCUGUCCAAAGAUGACCCCCUCGCUACAAACUGGACGCAUCGCUACGACCCUGCCAUCAUCCGCUGUGUCCACAUGGAAACAAAGUACACAGUCAGGUGGGACUAUAUAGAGCCUUCCUUCCUUUCCACGGCCAAGCGCGAGUAUCUUGCGCCGAUUGUGGAUACGAACUUUUUACGCAUGGACAACGGCGACCUUGAUCUAAGUGAGGAUCCUCAACCCAAGGAAAACUGGAUUAGCCCACGGAACAAUGUCGAGCUGUACAAGAAGACUGCUGCAUACCAUGCUAUAGGCGACAUGUUCCGGGACUUCCUCCGUGGACACGUGGACCUCGCGCCUCCCCUACCCGGACCUUACUAUGCACAGGUCUACUCCGAUGUCACCAAAACGCGGCUCGUCGAGAAGAACAGCGAGCCGAAAAAGAAUCUGACCGAGGAGAUUGAAGCCUUCUAUUCAGACAUGGUUCUGUCCCUCUUUUCUGCGCCCGAAAUGCUUCCCAUUGACGAGGAAAAAGUCACAAUGAACCGAUCGCGCAUCCAGUCGUCUUUCGUCUACGUGCCCGAGAGGCUAUGGCAGUGCUACGCUCCAGUCAUCUUCGUCACACUCAUCAUCAUGCUCUUUGGCGCCUUCACGAUAUGGGAAGAUGGGACUACUUUCUCUGCUGGCUUCUCGCGCAUUCUGGUCACUACGCGAAACACGACGUUGGACGACAUCAGUCGCGGGGCGUGCCUUGGAAACGACCCGUUCCCAAUGGAACUCAUGCAUACAAGACUCAAAUUCGGCGUUUUGGCUGAUGGCAGUGAGGCUGAAUAUAUGGGUGGGGACGGCUAUCAGGGCGUAGGCCAUUGUGCCUUUGGAGUUGCGUCGGAAGUUGGUCCGAUUAUAAGAGGCGUGCCAUACGCUGGCUUACCCGAUGCAGGCCUGAAACGUCGGGCAAAACGUGAAAAUGGGACAGAAAAGGAGGUGGACUAG